Molecule: messenger RNA, 1418 nt
Organism: Dermatophagoides farinae (American house dust mite)
Lineage: Eukaryota; Metazoa; Arthropoda; Arachnida; Sarcoptiformes; Pyroglyphidae
Gene: IFT52
Product: intraflagellar transport 52
Biological process (GO): intraciliary transport; cilium assembly
Cellular component (GO): intraciliary transport particle B; cilium; centriole
Source: RefSeq, a predicted model, not a curated record
UUUUAUUUCACAAAUUAUUUCAACUUUACAAAAUUUGGUUUUGUAAUUUGACUUUUUUUCAUCUUUAAAAUGGUCACAGGAAAUUCUCAACAAAUUCUGGUCGAUUAUUCUAAACGACCAGAUUUGAAUGAUCAAAUCAACGGAUCGAUUGAUAUUAAAUUCAUUAUAAAACGAUUAAAAUUAAAAGGAUGGAAAAUAAACAUAAACAAAGAAAGCCUGACUGAAGAUUUGAUUAACAAACAUCGAAUUUUAGUGUUGUUUAUGCCGCAACUGAAAUUUGCCGAUUUCGAAUUCACUGCAUUGAAACAAUAUUUGGAAAAUGGUGAUGGUAAAAUCCUGGUACUUCUGGAGGAAGGUGGUGAACGAAAAUCAUCUAGUAAUAUAAACUAUUUCAUUGAAGAAUAUGGAACUUCAGUUAAUAAUGAUAAAGUGAUAAGGACAUCGUUUUAUAAAUAUUAUAAUCCAAAAGAGGUAUUGAUUCAAGAUGGCGUCAUCAAUCGUUCAUUGAUUAAUCAUGCUUUACAAUUCAAUUUGAUUCAAUCACAAAAUGUCUCACAAUCAUCAUUAUCGUAUCUGUAUCCAUUUGGAGCCACAUUGAAUGUAGCCAAGCCAUCGUUACCGGUUCUAUCUUCAGGUAAAACAUCAUUUCCUCCAUGUCGUCCUACUUGUUCAUUUUAUGAACACGAAGGCGAUAAUAAUAGAGAAGGUGGAAGGAUGAUUAUCUUUGGUUCUGGACAUGGAUUCACAGAUAAAUAUAUCAACAAAGAAAACAAUGUCAUCUUGUUUGAUUUAUUUUUAAAUUAUUUGCAAGACAAACAAUUCAAACUAAAUAUGAUUGAUUCAUUGAAUCCAGAAAUCAAUGACUAUCAUGUUGUACCGGAUUUAGAAUCAUUAUGUAAUGAUCCAAUGUUAUAUCUGGAAGAGAGUGAAGAAUUACCGAUCGAUUAUUCAACAUUAUUUUCAAGAAAAAUCAAAAAAAUUUCUAAUCUUUCUUUAGCUACUAUUAAUGGAACAUUCAAUGAGCUACAGAUUGAAAAACGAACAUUACAGGUGAUCAAACCACAUUUUGAAACACCACUUCCAGGUUUACAACCAGCCGUAUAUAUGCCGAUAUUUCGUGCACAUACGAAACCGGAAUUGGAAUUAUUUGAUUUGGAUAAUGAAUUUGCAUCGGUUCAAAGUAAACUAGCCAAAUUGGCUAAUAAAUGUAACAAUAAUGAUGUUGAAUAUUUUAUUUGUGAAUCUGGCCUAAUUUUUGGCCUAGAUAUGGCCAAUUUGAAAGAGAAAAAUGUUUGCAAACAUAUCCUAUAUAUGGUUGCAAGUAAGAUUGUUUCAUUCAAAAAGAUUAAUAAUGAUUAAUUAUUACAUAUAACAUUGAUUAUUUAGUUUGCACAUUUAAUUUAUUGAAAAAGUAUAGC